AUGAUGAGUGAUGAUUUUGACGAUGACAAUGAUGAUUACGAUGAUGCUGGUGAUGAUGGUGAUGAUGUUGACGAUUACGAUUAUGAUGACAAUGAUGAUGACAUUGCCCAUGACGACUUUGGUGACGAUGAUGAUGACGAUGAUGUAGACUAUUACGAUAUUGAUGACGAUGAUGAUGAUGAAGACGACGAUGAUGAUGGUGAUGACGAUGAUAAUGACCAUAACGAUGACGAUGACGAUGACGGUGACGAUGACGGUGAAGAUGACGACGAUGAUGACGAAGAUUAUGACAACGAGGGUGUCGAUAACAAUGACGAUGACUAUGAUGAGUACGAUGAUGAUGAUAAUGAUGAUGACGAUGAUGAUGACGAAGAUUAUGACAGUGACGACGUCGAUUAA
Messenger RNA from Parnassius apollo (apollo), 399 nucleotides. The record is from the annotation of a GenBank genome assembly. Lineage: Eukaryota; Metazoa; Arthropoda; Insecta; Lepidoptera; Papilionidae.